UAUAAUUCCAGCUAUAAUCGAUAUGACGAUACAUUGAUGUUCGAUACAUUUACUGUCAAAAGCAUGUCAUUUUUUCUUCUUCCAAUACCAAAUACCCAAGAGACCGUAGGUACAAAAAAAGAAAAUCAACCCGGAACAUGAAGUGUAUGGUUGUUGGUAAUCUCUCAGGGUGUGACUUUUGCCGGCUUGGUCGAUUACACCUGACAUAUUUUCGUUUUUUAAUUGAUAUCCUUUUCUCUUUAUCAGGUGAAAACUCCUCUCUCGAUGUUUAUCUCUCAGCUAAAUAGUCAAAGUCUGAAAGCGAAAGCAGACGGAGCUGGCGCUAGGAGGUGGCGACGACUUAAGAAACCGACGAGCUUUAAAGAAGUUGUCAAAAGUACAUAAACCUCAUCGUUAAUUACUCAACUUGUUUCAUAUUCAAUUCACUUUUCCCUAAUGACUCCUACGCCCAUAUUACGUCAAGAAGGUUAACUUUUUAAAUUUGGUAAUGAUUGGAGCUGCUUCUUGACCAAUCGUUUCUACAUUAAAAUGAGUGGAUACAGCAUUGCUUGCUUGUCGAAGAAUUUCACAAAUAUUAGCAUUAUCAUUAAGAAACUAGAGUAUCUGCUGUUUGAUUUGUAGUUUUUGCACUUUCAGUUAACUCAGAGUGUGGCUGGACUGUGAGCCGCAGCCUAGUCACAUGUUUAUCCAUGAUGCCACACCUAGUAUGGACACCAGGAUGUAGUCACCCAUACACUUUUCACAUUUCGUAUUUUACAUAACGCACGGUUUGACAACUUGUUCUUACACGGAGCACAAAUCGAGAUAAGAUGGGAGUCGAGAUAAUGAGGAGCAGUAGAGCACAGAAGCGAUCGUCUCUGAGCUUGCCGAUAACGCGACUGAAGUUUGAAUUGACGCAUCAAAAAUCUCUAUUCUAUAUCUUGGUCAGGAGUUACUUUCUUCGUCGUGCACAUCAUGAUCUAGUUGUUCUGCGAGAAAUUUUUAAGAGGGAACAUAGGUUCACGUAUAUCAUACAUGUAUGACAUACUGCUUGAAUUCGCACCUUGUCUGGUAAUCCAUUGAUAUCAUGCAAAUAAUAUGGUAAAAAACAUUCCUCUCCAUUCUAUUUUUUCAGUCGUAUCUCUGCUUAAGCAAGUGGGUGAGCCGCUGAAACCCAAAACAGAACUCCUUAACAGCAUUGUUCUUCUUCUUACUGAGACACCGACUGCGUGGCUUCUGGACCUCAAAAGCUCUGGCAUUGUUGUUGAUGAGAAUAUCGAGGCGGCUGCAUCGAUGAAUACUGCCAAUUUAGACCAGAUUGGCAGCCGUAAAGAAAAAGGAACACAUUGUAGCGACUCCUCUGUGCAAAUUAUCAGAAUGAAUGAAAAGCAGAAGAUGACUCAGACGCAACAGGUGUCAGAGGAGGACAAACUUGUAUUUGCGACUGAAUGGGACCUGUAUGACACCUACCGAAAAUUGACUUCCGAUGCUGAUACUGAGACGCGGUUGAAAGGAACGUCAGGUAGCCACAACGAUGCAGAAAUAUUUCAGGCAUCUGAAUGUAAACGUGCUGUUGCUAUCAUGCAGCGGCUACUGGCCUCCAAUAAUUUUCAUGAGGAACAGGCUCUGUUUAUGGGCCUUCAAAAACAAAAAAGUGAGCUCCUAAGUAAUUUUCUUUGUUUCUCUCACUUGUCGCAGACAAAGUACCACAGCUUUACUGCAUUUUCUCAACCGAACAGAUCAGUUAUAAUAUAAUCUCAUAACCCAAAAGAAUCUAUUUUAUCACGAAGAUUCUGUCAUAUGAUUUUCUACAAUUAGCACUGUCAGAUUUGUUCUUUUUUAAGGGUUCCGGGGUUUUGUUAAGAAAAAAUAGGUUCAAGUCUCGUCGACGAAGCAUUUGGAAAUAUUGAACACCAAUGUGAUCCGAGCCGUGAUCUCUUAGCCCAAUUAUGUAGGAAGGUACACGGUUUCCGGCUACCAACGUGAUUUUGGUAAAUUCACAAUUGUCUAACAUUUUGAAUCUAUAAUAAGACAUGUUUCUAAGUUUAAGUGAUGUUUUUCUUAAAGAAAGUAUAAAUUUACUUAACAAAAAUAGAAUUCAUCAUAACCA
Molecule: messenger RNA, 2089 nt
Organism: Bemisia tabaci
Lineage: Eukaryota; Metazoa; Arthropoda; Insecta; Hemiptera; Aleyrodidae
Source: RefSeq, a predicted model, not a curated record